AUGCAUCGCGGAAGUGUGGUUUCGAGCUCUUCGGAUGCGCCGGUCAAUUACAACCCCGACUUCGAUUCGUCAGUGCGGAUCAUUGCGCAGAAACAGAAUCUUACACAUGCCAUCGAGGAGACGGAAGCAGUUGCCAGGAGCCUAGCAUGGUUCACUUCUGAACAAUCCCUAGCUCUAUGGGAUGCAGCUGAGUAUUUGCUUCAUCAUGAAGCAUCCGAGGAUGCCAGGAGAGGCGGAGCCAAACUGUUAGAGGCUAUUGCCUGUCGUCAAGAUUUGGCUCCCCCUGCACGACGCCUGAUAUUCGAUGCCAUCGUCUCUCCCAGCGAGAGUGACGUGAUCGCCGCCCGAGUCCAGUCGCUUAUAGCACUUUCGGACCACGGUCGGAAGCUAGAUUUCACAACCUCCUCCGUCCUGCCGAUCGUCUCGUCUUGGAUUGUUCCGCUCUACACGAACAUUGCAGCAAAUCGCGCAAAAAUGAAGAAGGGAAAGUCGCUCAAACCUAACGAGCUUGUCCAGGAUGAAGCGACGUUUGGUGACCUCUUUCAAUUCGCUGUAGAUCUCGUUACUCUUCAGCGCAGGUCUCCCACGACCGAGGAAAUUGAAAUCCUUCUUUCCGAGACGUUCGCAAUCUGCAGGAAGACCAGUGUUGCUAAUGAUAUCAAGAACUCACUGGCUAUCUUCGACGCCGUCAUCUCAUAUGCGUCUGUACCGGACGCAAGUUUCCUCCCGCUUUUGGAAGUUCUCUGCAGCAUUCAUGUCUCAGUCAGGCCCUUGUCAGGCCCGACCUCGAGGGCUGUUCGUAGCCUAGCGAAAUCGACAAAACAGGGGGAUAUGAUAGACACUCUUCAUCAAUUCUUGAGAGAGUCAUGCACAGAAGACCACCCGCGAAACUUGGUUGUUCACCGCGGAGCGCUAUACGCCUUUUCAGAUCUUGUGCGGGCAUACGGUCAAGCUGGUCUACCAGAAAUCUCUUUUGAUCGGCUCGUCGAUUCUCUCUCGGUAAUUGCAAAGAAAGAUGACGGUCGAGUCGAUGCCGAUAUCUUGGAUCUUUGCUUGACCAUACUGGAGAGCGACUACAACCGUGUUUCCCUUGCGUUUGACUGGACGGCUUUUGUUGAUCUUCUCUUACUUUGCUCCCGAAGAUUACAUGUUGAGCAUGAAGACUCAGUGGCUUCACCGACGAGUCCAUCUCAUUCUCAUGUCAAGUCCGCACACGACGAUAUCAAAUCCCACAUUCUCGCUAACGUGAUACGCAUUACUUCGAUGCUUGAGUCUCUGUGGGGGCAACUCAGCAAGGAGCAGAAGCAGCAAGCAAUCCGAUUCUUGGCCAGAAAUCAUGAAAACAUAGACUCUUCUCAGUCGGAACUCAUCAUUAACAUGAUGAGAGAAGAUACGCUGUGCCGGCCUUCACAAGGUAGCAGUUGGAUACAGCAUUGUCGUGAAACCAUCGAGCGUUUCAUUCAGCCGCGAACACAACCCUCCGACAUCCGUAUACUGGCCCUUGACACCUUGAAAGAGGCGCUCACCGGAAACGAGCGGCUACUUUUUACUGAGGCGAGCGGUUUGUUAGACCUUCUAAUUGCCGACCUAGCCAGCGAGCAUGACUUGCUUUUACUGGAAUCACUCGUAUCGUUUGUCGCCGAAGUCGCAGUGUAUGCGGAUGAUGAUAUGAGCUUCCAGCGUCUAGUAGAUGCAAUCGCUACACCCAUGAGAAGUGAUCCAGGGAGAGAUGAAUCAUCAGACGUUUCGACAACUCAUGCCCCCCGCCGAACAUCAACGAGUCCUUUGGAACUGAGUCUUGGCAAUGUCUGCGCAGUCGGACUUGUAAGAAUGAUGAUUCGUGCCUUGAGCAUGUCUGCAGCAAAAUCUGUCAUUCUGUUCGAGGCUUUGCUGCGAAUCGCACAAUCUUCAGAUCGACCUGCGGAUGCUCGUUUGACUGUACUUAAAUUGCUGUUUCGACUUCGAUGUGAUUCAGCUGGCGCAAUCGCAGUGGUCUCAACCUCGGAGCACGACUUCCUCAUGAAUGUUUUGGGCCGUAAUGUCGAAGUGGUUUCCCUCCUGCAUCAAGGUAGUGAGGUCCCCUCUAAAGAGCUCUCUAUGCAGGAAAACUUCAUCGUUUCAACCGGCGGCAAGUCCUUCGGUAAAGAGAACCCUGCAACUCAACUUUCCAAGUCAGGGCCUCGAGGCUCUAUCUCGGCCCGUCCAGCAAAAUUGACUCCUCCGGUGUGGACUUCUUCUCAGGUCCAAGUUCUUCCAGAACAGCCGUCAGAAGAGUCAAGUCAAUUUGUUUUUGCAUAUUCACAAAGUGGCGACUCGUCAUCAGCCGAGCCUCCGCUUGGCCAAGGUGUUCUCAAGGUCAACAUGUGGGUCGAAUGCAUAAUCUCAAUUCUUCAGCGAGAGACGGACUGGAAUGUCUACAGCUACGUGCUCACUCAUCUCGGCCCCCAGCUUAGCAACAGAGAAUACUUCAGCAGCUCAAUCCCUCAGAUUAAGCUUCUGCGCAGCAUUCUUUGUGACCAGGUGAAGAAUGAAAGCUUUCAUGAGCCACCUAUGCCCACUGGUUUGAAGAAGAGUGAUGUUGCUGCCUGUAUAUUUGAUACACUUUGUAUGCUGGUCAGCUACCAUGAGCACUUUGCUAAAAGCGAAGAGGAUGACCUAGUACGAGCUUUCAUGCUCGGAAUCGUCGGGUCGUGGGGUGCGACAUCACGUGGCUGCAUCCAGGCGCUUUCCCUCUGCUGCCACGAAAUUCCGUUGUCAGUGACGAAGUCUUUGAACAUCAUUCUGGACAAGAUGUCGAAGAUCAUUACCAUGUCAAACAUUGCCGUUCACAUCCUGGAGUUUCUAGCACUACUUGCGCGCCUACCGGAUGUUUAUGUGAAUCUUCGCGAAGAGGAGAUCCGUACUGUGUUUGGCAUAUGCAUACGCUUUUUGCAAACCUCAAGAGAGCAGGAACAGCGAUAUAAAGCAUCAGAAUCACCGGGUACACGAAAUGCGCAGCAGGCACCUCAGAAAGCCGGGGGACUUGCCAGAGACUCUACCUCGAUCGCAGGAGAGGCAGCGGAGGGUUCAUCGCAUGAUGCUAUGUCCAAAUACAUCAUGACCCUGACAUAUCACGUCAUGGUGUUUUGGUACCUGUCUCUGAAACUUCAAGAUCGCGCAAAACAUGUCAAUUGGAUCACGAGUAGGCUGAUCUUCCACGAUGAACACGGCAAGGAGGUGGUCGAGGAACAGAGUCAGGUCUUCAUUGAUCUCAUGCAGCGCGUGGCUUUCUCUGACUUGGGAGAGACCGUCCCAUAUGAGACUUUCCCACCAACCCCAGAAGAUGGGCCUGUGUCCAAGAGGUCAUGGGUUGUCGGCAUGAGUAUUGUCACUGUUGAGACAGCCGGCAUCUCCGGUCUGACGCAGCUUGCAAAGCGACAGGCCUCGGGCACGACGUAUUCUAUGUACCAGCAACGGACUGCGCCUGUUCUACCCCAUCAAGCCACGACUCUCGACUCUCAAAUGCGCCACGACCCCUCACGAUUAGCCAUCUUACCUAGUCACAUCAUGCUUCAACUAGCUGCCACUGCGUUCCCAACACCGACUGUGAUGCAGCCCAUUCCUGUACCCGAAGACGAUAUUACAAGGCGAGCCAUUGCCAAUUUUGAUCGCACUGACAUUGUCGAUGGUCACCGAAUUGGAAUCGUUUACCUGGACCGUGGACAGAGCAGGGAGGCCGAAAUUCUUGCGAAUACAGCUGGCUCGGCAGACUACGAGCAUUUCUUAUCUGGUCUUGGCACCAAAGUUUCUCUCAGAAAUGCUCAGUUCAACACACAAGGACUCUAUGCCGACACUGACGGCGAAGCCACUUACGCCUGGCGUGAUCGUGUGACAGAAAUAGUCUAUCAUGUUGCUACGAUGAUGCCAACGGACUUUGACCGUGACCCUCACUGCAUCAAUAAAAAGCGCAACAUCGGCAACAAUUUUGUCACCAUCGUUUUUAAUCGAUCCAACCUACCAUUCAAUUUUGACACCAUCCCAUCAGAGUUUAACUCCAUCAAUAUCGUGAUCACUCCCUGCAGCAAGAUUGCAUACGACGAGUCUGGAGCCCUUAUUGGAGAAUCAGAUCCCGAGAAGCUUUUCUACACCGUCAAGGUGAUGAGUAAGCCCGGAUACCCCGAUGUAUCACCCGCAGCGACUCCUAAAGUCAUAUCGGGUAAGAACCUUGCACCUUUCGUGCGGAUUCUGGCCCUGAAUGCAUCCGUCUUUUCUCUGGUCUGGAACAACAAAGGUGGCGAGCACGCGUCCUCAUGGCGUACACGUCUACGAGAGAUAAAAAAGGUUCGCGAGCGGGCCCUGGCGGCGCAGGCUCAGAAUGCUGAAACCGCCGAAGGUGCCUAUCCUGGUCAACGUCGGAACACAAAGCCGAAUAUCUUCUCCGAGGAUCUUUCGAACCGUCCUGCGCAAGUGCAGACUGACUUUGCUUCAGAAUGGAACGCAGCCUCCGGCACGAACAUUCUUCAAAAUCUCGACUUUUCUCGUUGGAGCCGUUGA
Penicillium diatomitis is the source of this 4533-nucleotide messenger RNA. RefSeq names its product putative GTPase activating protein (Tsc2). The record is from RefSeq and is a predicted model, not a curated record. Gene Ontology annotation, molecular function: GTPase activator activity. Gene Ontology annotation, cellular component: TSC1-TSC2 complex; nucleus; cytoplasm. NCBI's taxonomy places the organism in Eukaryota, Fungi, Ascomycota, Eurotiomycetes, Eurotiales, Aspergillaceae. The coding region runs from base 1 to 4533 and encodes 1510 amino acids. The transcript has a single exon. Gene Ontology annotation, biological process: negative regulation of TOR signaling; regulation of small GTPase mediated signal transduction; positive regulation of GTPase activity.